Truncatella angustata is the source of this 930-nucleotide messenger RNA. Its product is annotated as RNase P subunit p30-domain-containing protein. Gene Ontology annotation, cellular component: nucleolar ribonuclease P complex. The transcript has a single exon. The record is from RefSeq and is a predicted model, not a curated record. Gene Ontology annotation, molecular function: RNA binding. Gene Ontology annotation, biological process: tRNA processing. Bases 1 to 930 code for a protein of 309 amino acids. Lineage: Eukaryota; Fungi; Ascomycota; Sordariomycetes; Amphisphaeriales; Sporocadaceae.
AUGCUCUACGACCUCAACAUUGCCUGGUCGCCCUCCACCAGCCCUGCCGACCUCACGCGUACACUGAAGUUCAGUGCGAGCCUGGGAUACGAUGUUGUAGCCCUCAGCCAGACCUUGAGCGUGCCCAUUCCACCCCAACUGAAGAAUCCCAUCCCCAAAUUCGACGGCAACCACGCCCAAUCGCCACACGACACCCUCCCGACCGUCCUCACCCGCUGCACCGUGCCCCUGGCUGAUACCUCUGUCGGCCACCACCUGCCGCGUCUCGUCAACCUCUACGACAUCGUCGCCGUCCGCCCCACCAACGAGAAAGGGUUCCAGGUAGCUUGUCUCAACAUUGACCACGCAUAUCUGAUCUCCCUGGAUCUGACCAGCUAUCUUGACUUCCACUUCAAGCCCACCAUGUGUAUGGCCGCCGUCAAGCGAGGCAUGCGCUUCGAAGUAUGCUACUCCCAGGUCCUCGGCGCCGACGCCAGGGGCCGGGCAUCUUUCAUCGGCAAUCUGAUGCAGCUGGCAAGAGCCACCAGGGGGAGAGGCAUCGUCAUCAGCAGCGAGGCCAGGAACGUCAUGGGCCUGCGUGGCCCUGCCGAUGUGACCAACCUAUUCGCCGUAUGGGGCCUGAGCACCGACAAGGGGGCCGAGGCAUUAGGGGUGAACCCCAGGGGCAUUGUUGUCAACGAGGGGAUCAAGCGAAACGGUUUCAGAGGCGUCAUCGAAAUCGUCCAAGUCGCGGACAAGCCAAGGAACAACGGGGACAAGAUGGAGGGCGUCGAGCAGGAAACAUGCACGGAAAGGGCAGAAAACCAGGGACAAAAACGAAAAGGGGGCGACACCCUAGGCCAGAAUGAUGCAUCGUUGAGCAAGAGAAAGGCCAAGAAGAUGAAGAAGCUUGCCAUGUUGGACGGCAAGCCUGCUGAGAACAAGGCAUAA